GCAAGGGGUGUGCAAGAGGAGUGCGAGGGGGUGUGCACGCAGAGGUGCUGCACGCACGCUGUGCGCUGCUCCGGGCACGGUUUUGCCUCUGGGGCGGCUGAGUGUGAAAGCGGCAGUUGGUGGUGCUGGGUGUGCAGCCGUGUAACUGUACAUGUGAGUGUGAAAGCGUGUGCCGCGCACGUUCACACCCGGUUCACACCAACGGUGUGGGUGCAGCUGUGCCCCAGGGGUGUGCAAACGUGUGCACACGUGUGCGUGGCACGUGGACACACGGCAGCGUGUGGGUGUGAGCGUGCACGGGGGGUGCUGUGCUGGGAGGGCUGUGCACGGGGGUGUGUGUGCAAGCAGCGCUGCCCAGACCCCAUUUUGGAGCUGCCCGAGCAGCGGGGCGGUUGCUGCGAGGGGGAGGUGGGCUGAUGCCCACGGCCUUCCAGCAACGGCCGUUGUGAUGGUGAAUGUGGCUGCUGGGUCGGCCGAGGGACAGCGCCUUUAUCCCCCCAGAAAUGGGAUUCGCCCCUCCCAGCCGUGGCGGGGACCAGAUGAACCGCCCCAUCCAGGUGAAGCCGGCGGACAGCGAGGGACGAGGAGAAGACAGGAAGCUCUUUGUGGGCAUGCUGGGGAAGCAGCAGAGCGAGGAUGAUGUCCGGCGCCUCUUCGAGCCCUUCGGACAGAUUGAGGAAUGCACCAUCCUGCGUGGGCCCGAUGGGGCAAGCAAAGGUUGUGCCUUUGUGAAGUACAGCAGCCAUGCCGAGGCACAAGCCGCCAUCAGCAGCCUGCACGGCAGCCAGACCAUGCCGGGCGCCUCAUCCAGCCUGGUGGUGAAAUUUGCGGACACGGACAAGGAGAGGACCCUGCGGCGGAUGCACCAGAUGGCGGGGCAGCUGGGCAUCUUCAACCCCAUGACCAUCCAGUUCGGCGCCUACGGGGCCUACACACAGGCGAUCAUGCAGCAGCAGGCGGCCCUGAUGGCAGCGGCGCAGGGGACCUGCCUGAACCCCAUGGCCGCCAUUGCAGCUGCCCAGAUGCAGCAGAUGGCCGCCUUCAACGUCAGCGGGCUGGUGGCCGCCCCCCUCACCCCCUCUUCAGGUACCAGCACCCCGCCUGGCAUCAGCACGGCGCCCGUGCCCAGCAUCGCCACACCUAUUGGCGUGAAUGGCUUCAGCCCGCUGCCGCCGCAGACCAACGGGCAGCCCACCUCCGAGACCAUCUACACCAACGGCAUCCACCCCUACCCAGCUCAAAGCCCCACAGUGGCAGAUCCCCUCCAGCAAGCCUACGCGGGCAUGCAGCACUAUGCAGCAGCAUAUCCCACUGCCUACGCACCCAUCAGCCAAGCCUUCCCCCAGCAAGCGCCCAUCAUCCCGCAGCAGCAGCGAGAAGGUCCCGAGGGCUGUAACCUGUUUAUUUAUCACCUGCCCCAGGAGUUCGGGGAUGCGGAGCUCACACAGAUGUUCUUGCCUUUUGGCAAUGUCAUCUCUGCCAAAGUUUUUGUGGAUCGUGCCACCAACCAGAGCAAGUGCUUUGGUUUCGUCAGUUUUGACAAUCCGACCAGCGCUCAGGCAGCCAUUCAGGCCAUGAACGGCUUCCAGAUCGGCAUGAAGAGGCUAAAAGUCCAGCUAAAGCGGCCGAAAGAUGCCAACAGACCCUACUGACCCCUGGCACCCUGGCCCUGCAGAGAGGUCGGGCGUCCCGCGGUGUCUGCCGACUUCUCCCUUCCCCAAGUGCAGUAUCCAAACCCGUAACUCUCUUUCUUUGCAACAUAUCCCGGAGGAGGAGGAAGGAGAAGAGGAAGAGUUGAUGGAGGAAAAAAAAAAAAAAAAAAAAAAAAAAA
Phasianus colchicus (ring-necked pheasant) is the source of this 1831-nucleotide messenger RNA. It is a transcript of the gene CELF6, whose product is annotated as CUGBP Elav-like family member 6. The record is from RefSeq and is a predicted model, not a curated record. NCBI's taxonomy places the organism in Eukaryota, Metazoa, Chordata, Aves, Galliformes, Phasianidae. Gene Ontology annotation, molecular function: RNA binding.